Molecule: messenger RNA, 2068 nt
Organism: Aspergillus saccharolyticus JOP 1030-1
Lineage: Eukaryota; Fungi; Ascomycota; Eurotiomycetes; Eurotiales; Aspergillaceae
Product: prefoldin-like protein
Exons: 1
Coding region: 98-1930 (610 amino acids)
Biological process (GO): negative regulation of transcription by RNA polymerase II; negative regulation of phosphatase activity
Molecular function (GO): transcription corepressor activity; chromatin binding; phosphatase inhibitor activity
Source: RefSeq, a predicted model, not a curated record
CCUUCUUUCACUCACAUAUCUCUCAUUUUGGCUCCCCCAACUGCUUCCUUCUGUGGAACAAGCCUCUUAUCACUCUCUCCGAUUUCUCGAUAAGGCGAUGAUUAUGGGUGUCCCCGACCGCCAGCUGCACGAACUGGAGCGUCAGCGUCUAGAACUCGAGGGUAACAUUUCGAAGCUCCAGGAAUCACUUUACCACUGGCGCACGUGGGAGGCAGAGUACGAAGGUCUCAAGGAGGGAAUCAAUGACCUCCCUGACGAUGCGACCUCCAGCGACUUUCUUCGUGUGGGUCACAAUCUGGCCGGCUCACUUGUCACUGAGGAUGAAGUGAAGCUGAUGCUAGGCGACAAAGAAGGCGUGACCCGCACCAAGGGACAGGUAAUCAACCUGAUCGCUCGGCGUAUCGACUACGUGAAACAGAACGUCACGGCGAUGGAGAAAAGAUUACGCGCCGCAGAGAGUGGACUAUACGCGCUGGACUCACAGGAGCAACCACCGAGCGAAACCACGGCCGAAUUUCCAAUGACUGAGAUCUUUGAAGAGCUUGACGAGAACGGCGAUAUUAUUUCGAGCAAGACAACUACCCCGGGCAGCCAGGCGCCUGAGCUGCUAAAUGCCUUGCAAAAGGCCGGUGUCAAGGAUAUACCGGACCUGGCAGAUGUGAUUCCAGCACAGAAUGACUCUUUGCAACAUGCUGCACGGCCUACGGAGGGCUCACAGGCUACGGGGGAAAAUCCAACUACACUGGAGGUCGAGGAAGUUAAUCCACCGGAUGCCAGGGAGGAGCAAGCGCGAGAAGCGACGACUCCCGAGCACAACCACAAGCCUCCGGCAAUGGAUGCGGCUGGACUUCUUGAAUAUCAGCGUCUUGCAGCAUGCAUUGAAGAAUCGCCAGAGGAUGCCCAGCUCCGGCGUGAAAUGCUGCAGUAUAGCUUGAACGAGGUCGGAGCGGUCGUGGCCGAGCUGGAACUUGAUGAGGAUGCAAGCGACGUCUCUGUUGACGAAGAUUACGAAGAUUACGACGAUGAUGAAGACGAGGAGGAAGACGAAUAUGGAAGGACUACAGGACGUAUUCUCGACGAGGAUUACCACCGCGAAAUGCGCGAGUUAGAGGCCAAACUGAACGCGAGAGGCUUGUGGAACAUCGGCAAGAACACUGACUUUCUCCCAACCGAUGUUAAGGCAGAGCUAGAGCAGCCCAGUAUAGAUCGUGUCGAGACAAUCCCCGAGACAGGCAGCGAACCUGUACCCGAGAAGAAACCGAAGAAGAGGGUCGCUUUUGCUGACGAUCUCGAUAUUGCUCCGGCCCCUAAACCUCCGGUCCAGGACAAGAAGGUUGUUCCAGUCCGAGAGUCGAGUGUACCUGUUCUUGCAGACUCAGUGGUUGAGCGCACGCAGCCAGUUGCAAAGGAGCCAUCAACUAAAGGUGCACCAAAGAAAGUCUCCCGAUUCAAGAGCGCUCGGAAAACGGACGACGGUACAGCAGAACCAACCACUGCGUCAGAGACUUCAACUCCCGGACCUUCCCGGCCCGUCGAACUUCGUUCGUCUUUGCGCAAGACUAGCACCCCCUCUCCCGCACCAUCAUCUCUGCCUCUUUUCCCAGCAAGACCAGCGGAGCCCAAACCCUUCUCCCAGCCAAUCUCAGAUAUAGCUGAGAAAGACCCCGCACCCAGAGGCCCAGAAGGAAAAAUCCUGGCGGACACACUUGUCGAACGUGAUGUCUCUGCCAGCUCCGCUAUGGCGCCGGAACCAGACGAGCUUGAUGAACAACUGCACCGGAAGGAGAUUGCUACUGAGUUUUACCAAAUUCGCAAUCGCAUGAUCAAGGAGAAAGGCGGAUUUGUGGACGAAGAGCCCGAAAUUGUCCCGCUCGAGACAGAGGAGGCGCCAAGACGCGUGAGUAAGUUUAAAGCUACGCGCAUGAGGUAGGACGAUAGGAAUUUCAAACGCACGCCCCAAGCAGAUACCCAUUAUAUACAACUCAAGCAAAAUAGGCAAUGCAUGUUCUCUCUAGCAUCGUUGACUUCGACUCCUCAAGAAGAUAUCUAUGUACUGGCAGGACUUCAG